AACUGAGACCUUGGAAUGCUUUAUUAUGGCAGCAGUAGUACAGCAGAAUGACCUGAUGUUUGAGUUUGCCAGUAAUGUCAUGGAGAAUGAACAGCAGCUGGGCGAUCCUUCUAUCUUUCCUGCGGUGAUUGUGGAACAUGUGCCAAGUGCUGAUCUCCUGAACAAUUACUCGGGUUUAUCCUGUGUGGCUGAACACAAUGUGAUGAUAACGGAUAAUUCACUGGAUGUCGCAGAAGAAGAAAUCAUAGAAGACGAUGAUAUUACCCUCACAGUCGAAGCAUCCUGUCAUAACGGAGAUGAAACAAUGCAAACCAUUGAAGCCGCUGAGGCCCUUCUCAAUAUGGAUUCCCCGGAUCCGUUGCUGGAUGAGAAACGAACGAGUGAGUCUGACGCACACAUUUUUGGUGGAGAGGAGGAUGACCUUGACGUAGCCCCCAUUACUCAUGUUUCGGUCACCCUGGACGGGAUUCCGGAAGUGGUGGAGGUUCACCAGAUCCAAGACUCGCAUGGUGAAUUGCCUAACACUCUAGUGCUUGAGCAGCCAAAAAAGAAGAAAGGAAAGAAAGCCAAACCUGCCCGUCCAGAAUCCCCUACGCUGACUCCAAACAUAUCUGUGAAGAAGAAGAACAAGGAUGGGAAGGGAAACACCAUUUAUCUCUGGGAGUUCCUACUAGCACUACUUCAGGACAAAGCUACGUGCCCUAAAUAUAUCAAAUGGACUCAAAGAGAGAAGGGCAUUUUUAAGCUAGUAGAUUCCAAGGCCGUGUCCAGGCUGUGGGGGAAGCACAAAAACAAGCCUGAUAUGAAUUACGAAACCAUGGGCAGAGCUCUCAGAUAUUAUUACCAAAGAGGCAUCCUGGCAAAAGUCGAAGGGCAGCGUUUGGUGUACCAGUUCAAAGAUAUGCCAAAAGAUCUCGUCUACAUAGACGACGAGGAAUCAAAUUCGAGCAUGGACUCUCCGGACGCAACGUUGCUUUCAACGCCUGAGGCCAAUAGAAACCAAGCGGGCAGAUCCAGAGCGUCUUCUAAUGCAGGAACCCGAGGGGGCCCCGCUGCUGUUCUAAAGAUACCGGGGAACUCCAGGUCUACGAAACUUAAGCAGCCGGUGGAAUCCGCUCCACAGCAGCUGCCAUCCCUGAGGACAAUGCAGUCCGCUCAGUCAGUACACCCAACGCAGCUUUAUCGGACAGUUCAAUUAAUGCAGUCCCUUCCGGAAGGACACACCGCUCUGACCAGUAACAUGCAAGAGGAGACCGUGAACCCUUCUGCUCAGAACAUAAGGACCAUCCAAGCUCCAGGACAAGUUCCAGUUGUCGUUUCAUCCGGGAACCAACAGCUGCAUACCGUCACACUCCAGACAGUGCCUCUGACAACGGUCAUAGCCAGUGCAGAUCCCACCUCAGCAGCAACAUCCCAGAAGUUUAUCCUUCAGGCCAUCCCCACUUCACAGUCCAUGACGGUGCUGAAGGAUAACGUCGUGCUGCAGUCCCCCAAGCCCGGCUCACCCCCCUCCUCCAUCGUCUUGAGCCCCACGCAGGUCCACCAGGUGCUCAGCAGCAACAUGCAGACAAUUUGCAACGGGACAGUCAACGUGGCUUCUUCUCCAUCCUUCGGCGCCGCUGCCCCCGUAGUAACUUUUACACCGAGCGGCUCACAAAUGAUCGCUCCACCCUCCAACGCUGUGAUCACGUCCGUCAUUAAAGCCCCGGAAAGUAAACCGACGGUUAUUCAAGGGGUGAUAAAGUUGGAGCCCGACGACGGCAUGCUAGAGGAAGCCAAACACUCAGAACAGAGUUUCCAGCAGCAGCCUUUUGUGGUGAUGGUGUCCAGUUCAAACGGGUUUCCCUCCACAUUGCAUAUUAAGCAGGAAAGUGAACAGUUGGAUCCAAGUCCCUGUGAGUAA
This is a messenger RNA of Euleptes europaea (tarantolino), 1903 nucleotides long. RefSeq names its product E74 like ETS transcription factor 1 (gene ELF1). Gene Ontology annotation, biological process: cell differentiation; regulation of transcription by RNA polymerase II. Lineage: Eukaryota; Metazoa; Chordata; Lepidosauria; Squamata; Sphaerodactylidae. The record is from RefSeq and is a predicted model, not a curated record. Gene Ontology annotation, cellular component: nucleus. The coding region runs from base 26 to 1903 and encodes 625 amino acids. The transcript is spliced from 8 exons. Gene Ontology annotation, molecular function: DNA-binding transcription factor activity, RNA polymerase II-specific; sequence-specific DNA binding.